Messenger RNA from Brassicogethes aeneus, 3149 nucleotides. NCBI's taxonomy places the organism in Eukaryota, Metazoa, Arthropoda, Insecta, Coleoptera, Nitidulidae. The record is from the annotation of a GenBank genome assembly.
CUUCGGGUUGUUCUUUGGUUGUCACUGGAUAUUUUCUGUGACUUGAUUUUGAUAUAAACUUAGUUAUUCUUCGAAUUUGUGUUAUUUUUGUUCGUUAAUAGUUAAAACCUUUAACUAUUAAAAUGGCUGAUAAUCCUAAUCUACAGCCAUCCGAAAAUUUAAAUACAAAAAAUGGAAAUAUUAUUUGUGGUGUUGUUGAAGGCUUCUAUGGGAGGCCAUGGACUACAGAGCAAAGAAAGGAUUUGUUUCAAAAGAUGAAAAAAUGGGGAAUGAACUCAUAUGUAUAUGCCCCAAAGGAUGAUUAUAAACACAGAGCCUAUUGGCGAGAAUUAUACACAGUUGAGGAAGCAGAACAUUUAACAGGUUUAAUUCAGGCAGCAAAGGACCAAAAUAUUAUGUUUUAUUACGCCCUAUCGCCGGGGUUAGAUAUUACAUACAGUAGUUGUAAGGAAAUUACAUCAUUAAAGCGUAAAUUAGAACAGGUAGCUCAGUUUGGCUGCCAAGCUUUUGCUCUAUUAUUUGAUGAUAUCGAACCUGAAAUGUCUGAGGCAGACAAAGAGAUAUUUCAGUCAUUUGCACAGGCUCAAGUCUCGAUCACAAAUGAAAUUUAUCAACAUUUGGGACAGCCCAAGUUUUUAGUUUGCCCCACUCAGUAUUGUUCCACUAGAGCUGUGCCAAAUGUAACAAAUUCUGAAUACCUAAAUACAUUAGGAUCUAAACUUGCUCAGGACAUUGAUAUCAUGUGGACUGGCAGCAAAGUUAUAUCGAGAUUAUUAACGAAAGAAAAUAUUCAAGAAAUAACUGAUGCUUUAAAAAGACCACCUAUAAUAUGGGAUAAUUUACAUGCUAAUGACUACGAUCAGAAAAGGGUGUUCUUGGGGCCAUAUUCAGGAAGAUCACCAGAUUUAAUACCUAAACUAAGAGGGGUUCUGACAAAUCCCAAUUGUGAAUAUGGUGCCAACUUUGUUGCAAUACACACUUUAGCUCAAUGGUCAAAAUGCACUGUUGAUGGACAGAGGGAUAAUUCUUUAAACGAUUCUGUCUCGGCAGAUAUAAAGCUGGAAACUGAAACAGAAGAUGGAUUAACGGGCGAAGAUGUGCCGGCUACACUAUCACCGAACAUGUACCACCCAAGGCAGGCUCUAAGAAACGCACUAAAAGAGUGGUUGCUCGAAUUUAACAAACACAAAAUGGCAUGGGGACCGAUAGCAAAGCCGCAACCGUCCGUGGCAGUCGUACCAGUGCCCAUAAUACCAUCCAUUAACACCUGCAUGAGUUUAACUUCUACCACGACCACCACAGCCACUGCCACGCCUAUGGUCAAUUCCAACCAACUCCAAGCUUUAGCUGAAGUAUGCAGCACGGUGACCUCUACCGAUAGCCUUGUAACUCCCAUGCCGGGUCCCGUGAUGAACUCCCUGGUAUCGGAGACAAAAGUGAUAUGCAACGAUUCCAUCCCGAACCCAAUAACUCCAGUGCCUGUGCCCAUACCCAUCGGCGAUUCCGACUCGAAAAGCAUCACGAUUCUGAGCGGCACGCACCUCAAAACGGGCCAAGCCAAGUCCAUCGAAAGUGGCAACGGCGCGAAAGAACCCAAGGAGGAGAUCUCGAUGAACACCGACACGAGUCUGAGCAACGAGUCCAGUUUGAGCCCGUCCGAACCCAUGGACUGCAACAGCACUCCGAACAUAUCGCCCGCUCACGUCGUCAAGUGCCCAGUCGAUUCCGCCGAAGACGUGGCCAUGAGUGAAACUUCGGUAUCAAGUGGCAGUAUGCAAAUUGAAACGCUCGAGGCCAAUCAAAUGGUCGUUGAAUCUAUUGGAGAAACGGACAAAAAGGAGCAACUAACUUAUGAAGACUUAUCCCUUUUUUGUGAUUUAUUUUACCUACCAUUCGAACAUGGUAAUCAAGGGCUUCAACUGUUGCAAGAAUUCAAUUGGUUGAAAUCCAACGCCCAUUUAGUUAUCGCAGCGAAUCAGAAAAACGACAAAUCUACUCCUGAGGUGCAAGAAUGGUUCUCCAGAGCUGACAAGAUGAACGAAAUGACUCUCGCUGUCAACAAACUCUUCAAACACUUGUCCAGUUGCAAUAAUAGGGAAUUAUUGUACGACCUGUACUCUUACCUGUGGGAUAUAAGAGGGGUUAUAUGUUUGCUCAAUUCGUACAUAAAAUGGCUCGCUGGUGGCCAGUUUCCUUCUUCUAUGCCUUCCUACACCCAAGGGACAUAUACAUGGUUCUCUAAAGGUUGGAAAGAAACCUUUAUGAGUGGAGAACAGGAACCCUGGGUAUUCAGAGGAGGCCUUACUGCCGACUUACAGCGUUUAAUCCCCGUUGAUUCAGGGAAUGACCUGUUUGUUUACAAAGUGCCAGAUAUACCCACAUGUCGGGUGUUUACGGUUAGGCCGUAUUUGUGCACCGAUGAAAAGCACGUUUACAACGUGUGCACCAAAACUUGCAAAGACGGUUUAGAAGACCCCCACGUGUACCCAGAAAACUUGAAAAAUGUCCACGCUGAUCGCAUCAUCGGACCAUAUUUAACUUUGCAUCCCGAAUUUUGCAUGGUUGUUGAAGACGACGUGGGUAUCGUCGGAUAUGCGUGCGCAACUCCGGAUUACAAGAAGUUCCGCGUCAAACAGGAAAUCGCGUGGAUCCCGGAAAUGUGCGAAAAGUAUCCGUUGAAUCUCGGCAAGGACUUGCCCAAAUUCGGACAAGAAAGCAUAUCACAUUUUCAUAAUUUCGCAAAUGAAAUGUAUGUAAAUAGCCCAACACAUCCUUCCAGUAUGAUCUGUAGUCUUCUACCAUCCGUACUUGAUCAAUCAGUUAGCAAACGUUUAGUCACCUGCUUAUUGGCAGCCCUUAGAGCCAAUGGUUGCUUUGGGGUUCACGUAAUAAUGAAUACUUGUGAUAGUUACACUCAUGCAUUUUAUGGAAAAUUGGGUUUUGUAGAGAACACUCAAGAAACUAUUAAAGGAAAAACUGUAAUGGGCCGUACUUUUUAAUGCACAUGUGAAAUAUUUUAAUGACUGAUUUAUUUUUUGUUUAAUUUAGUUAUAUUUAUCCUAUUUAUAAAUUCAUUUUUACCAGUCUGUUUGCGUAUUAUUGAUAUAUUUAGUAGGUAGAUUAUACUAAAAUAUGAUUUUUAAUUUAUA